Molecule: messenger RNA, 438 nt
Organism: Psilocybe cubensis
Lineage: Eukaryota; Fungi; Basidiomycota; Agaricomycetes; Agaricales; Agrocybaceae
Exons: 4
Coding region: 1-438 (145 amino acids)
Source: RefSeq, a predicted model, not a curated record
AUGCAAAGCGCUUGGAAGGACGAGCGCUAUCCGCACAAGCGGCUGUGCUCCAUUCUCCGGAGGUUCGUCGAUCUAGGCGGUGGUGACGCUCUGUUCUUUGCAGGGCGUAAAGCACUUCUCCUUGAUGAAACUAUACUUGCGAAUUGGCGUAGUAAUGGUACUGUUGAUGAAGGCGAAUUGGCUAUUUUGAAGGAAUUGGCUUUGUCCAUUGAACGAGGCAGAGGUUACCUAAGAGCAGACGAGUUACAAUGGAAUCCUGGUUUUGAAGACUAUGGAGAUAUAAUUGCAGAGCUGUCUACAGAAGGAAGAGGUCCUAAGCGUAGCAAUGUAUUUGUACCCACUGAGAAAGGCAACAUGAAGUUGAUGCGCUGUAUUUCUGGAUCUACACUUGUAACUAAGGCAGUUGGAGAUGAUUGUGACACACCUGAUAUGAAAUGA